Molecule: messenger RNA, 3684 nt
Organism: Recurvomyces mirabilis
Lineage: Eukaryota; Fungi; Ascomycota; Dothideomycetes; Mycosphaerellales; Teratosphaeriaceae
Gene: BUD5
Product: Ras guanine nucleotide exchange factor bud5
Exons: 1
Coding region: 1-3684 (1227 amino acids)
Biological process (GO): positive regulation of GTPase activity; Ras protein signal transduction
Cellular component (GO): plasma membrane
Molecular function (GO): guanyl-nucleotide exchange factor activity; protein binding
Source: RefSeq, a predicted model, not a curated record
AUGCUGCACGGCAGCGUUGCUGGCUCUUCGUCUGUAGAAGCAGGCUCAGUGACUGCAACCCUGCGGGGAGCACAAUUCGCGUCCAGCCAAGGAAGCACCAAGCUGCUGUCGCCUUCUUAUCCUGCGAUGGACUCUGGUAUCACCACCGGACUCGCGAUCACGCUGCCAAUGACACCUCCAGAGAGUCCUGUGUACUCACACGAUCCCUCCGAUACGCUUCCUGCACCUGCUCUAUUCCACAACUACCUUCGAGCCUUCUAUCCGUUCGAGGCUCCGGCUGACUCAGACUCCGGCGAUGAUGCUCUAAUGAUGACAGUCACCAUCAAGCCAGGCGAUCUAAUCUUGGUUCAUUCGGUCCAUGCAAAUGGCUGGGCAGAUGGUACGGUCGUUACCACCGGAGAGCGAGGGUGGCUCCCCACAAACUACUGCGAAGCUUACGAUCAUCCGUAUUUACGAAAUUUACUGAAUGCGAUGACCCAGUUCUGGGAUCUUAUCGGAGCCAACGAAGACGCCAACUUGUCAACGUUUGUGCGCCAGGACUAUAUACGCGGCCUCAUCGCAGGUGUACGAUAUCUCCUUGAGCACGCCGACUGCUUACACAGAGAUGCAUCUCUUGUGCAAGGACAUACUGGCAUCCGUCGAAUGCGAAAAGGCCUGCUCGCAGAUCUAUCAAAUCUGGUGCAGAUUGCCAAAGGGUUACAAGAGACGAUAAGUGAGCCUUUCGCCGGCGAGGUGGUGCACUAUCUACUCGAUGAUGUAAUCACAAAAGCAUUCAAAGUGGUUACACGAGCUGUGGGUUUUGCGGACAUGUGGGCCAAGGAAAUCGCAGAGUCGAGAUCCGAAACGGACAGCCAAGAUACACGCGACUAUAGGAAAGCCGGCGCAUCGAGCUUUGAGUCCCUACAACUGGCGAUAGACACAAGUGCGCCCUAUACAGCCCAGACCGACCGCCGUGUGGACUCUGCGAAGGUCGUACCGAUUGAUCAAGGAAAGCUCUCCGACUCGGAGGAGACCUCUAGCCACCAGACUGCCCAAGAAGCCAACGGCCAUGCCGCGGACCUGAGCGAGAGGCCUACAAUCACACGCUCGGGCACCACCUCCUACAGGCUUUCCACUAUCGAUAAUGAAUCUUCAACACCGACUUCACUUGCAUCUGGUCAGCUAUCUCAAGCGCACGACGAGUGUAUCAGCCAUAUUGGUGCUUUCAUAGGGCAUCAUCUCCAAGCUCGACCCACAGCAGAGCUGGCUGACACGACGGAGCGAGUGGUCCUGGCAUGCAGAGCUCUUUUAGCCGCCGUCGAUGUGGUGCUUGCGCGUGACAGCCAGUAUUCAGCGUCAGUCCACCAAGCACGAAUUGAGUUUCAAUUGAAGCUCGAAGAAGUGGUGAAGGCGACCCGUAACGUCUUCACCUUCUCGGAUACGGAAGAAAGUAAUGCUGUGAUGCUACCGGAACAAACGAAUAGACUGGUAGCUGUCGGGACGAGCCUUAUUCGCACUGCGGGUGAAUGUGUUGCGCGGACCAAGAAUCUGAUCGAGCAGAUUGGAGAUGUGGAGUUGAACAAGCAAUCAAAUCAAACAGACGAGCGACCAACAACAGCGAUUACGACUUCGCCCUCUACAGCCUCGGAAGCGUUAGCUCAGCCACGUAUCCUCACAUCCUUCCAGAAGCGACUCUCCCGCAAAGUACUUCCUUCACUCCCAGCAUCCGGCCUGGCUUCGAGCACGAGCGUGGACAACGUUGAGCAAGCGCCUGAAGGAGGCAACGCCGGGCCUGGAGCUACCGAUGAGCGCCCAUCGACAGCAGAUUCUCACGGAGCCAAGGCAACACCUUCCAUGCGCCGGCGAUCAAGAAUCAGAUUGUCCCAUAAUGGUAUUAGUGGCGCCAGUCUGAAAAGUCCUACCAUGCCUGCAAUAUUUCAAGUAGAUGAGGGUCCUACACGGAAAGACAGUGCAGGUUUGUCAAUUGAUGGGUCCGCCGAGACGUUCCGGAGUAGCAUGAGGCAUUCUGGCAUCAGCGCAGUCUCUGAGGUUUCGACACGGGCUACCACACCCGACCACGACAAGGCUCCCCUCAGCCCGGACCCAGGCCUCCUGGACAGCUUCCACAGUAUAUCGAGCUUGCAUACAACCGAGUCGGACCCACUCAACGACGCUGAGACACAAUUAUGGCAGAAGACAUUCGCGAGCGAACUGACAUUAAACAAGGACGGCCAAAUCACCGGAGGUACCCUGCCAGCGCUGAUCGAACAACUUACCAUCCAUGAUGUGGCACCUGAUCCACAAUUUAUGAUUGCAUUCUACCUCACCUUCCGAAUGUUCGCCACACCCCGGGAUUUCGCGCAGACAUUGAUCGCACGGUUCGACUAUAUUGGGGACAGCGCAGCAAUCGCAAAACCCGUCCGACUACGGGUGUACAAUGUCUUCAAGGGCUGGAUGGAGACUUACUGGAGCGCUGACGCCGAUAAGGACGCUCUUGGUGAGAUCCGGUAUUUUGCUCUCCACAAGUUGAAGGCUCAUCUACCAUCUGCGGCGGAUCGUCUACUUGAGACCAUUCGCAAGAUCACAGAGAGCUACCACAGUGGAGAACAUACCGGCCAACUCGUUUCUGGGAUUGGUAAAACGAGCAUAGCAGCACAGCAAGCCACGAAUGACGAAGCACCAGAGCCGAUGGUCUCGAAGGCACAAAUGAACCUGCUUCGAGCGGCAGAGAAAGGUGGCUUGGUCUGCAGCGUCUUGGAGUUCGAACCUCUUGAAUUGGCAAGGCAAUUGACUCUGAUGACCUCGAAGAUUUAUUGCGCAAUCCAGCCUGAAGAGCUGCUCAGCCUGGACUGGGGCACAAGAGGCACCAACAAGGCUCAAAAUGUUCGGGCUAUGUGUUCCAUGAACACGGAUCUUGCGCACAUCGUCGGAGACAGCAUUCUUGCGCCUGACGACGCAAAGAAACGUGCUGUUGUGGUCAAGCACUGGAGCAAGGUGGCAACGCAUUGCCUCGAGUUGAACAACUACGAUUCUCUGAUGGCGAUCAUGUGCUCAUUGAACACAUCUGUCGUUCAGCGCCUCAAGCGGACAUGGGAUCUAGUUAGCAAGAAGACUCGGGCCAGACUGGCUGAGCUCAAUGCAAUCAUUGACGUAUCGCGGAACUCAGUGGCCCUGCGAAGACGCUUGGAGACACCAGUGGCACCUUGUAUACCAUUUCUGGGCAUAUACCUAACAGACCUUACAUUCCUGGAUGUUGGCAACCCGAAGACCCGAGAGCUUCCAGGUGCUGCAUCCGACGAUGGUCAGACAGUCUCUGUGAUCAACUUCGAUAAGUAUAUGCGAAUGGCCAAGGUCAUCAGCCACCUGCAAAAGUUCCAGGUACCGUACAGUCUCCGACCGGUGCAGGAGAUGCAAGCGUGGAUCGAUUCACAUAUGUCCCAAAUGCGUGAGAGCAACGAUCAGAUGGUUGGCAAGUUUCACCGGCGCAGCUUGGUCGUUGAGCCCAAGCUGGAGGAUGCGAAGCUUCUCAAGGCGGUCGAUGCUAGGCGUGGUACCGACACCGCGAGCGAACGUCCGAAGACGGGCAACAAGGAGCGGUUUGACAUGUUCUUGAGAAACAACCAUUUCAAUCUCAAGGCACUGACAUCACAGGACAGUCCAGCGAUAGAGUCGCAAUCUGGUGGCGAGAAGCAGGCUUCCUCAUGA